This is a messenger RNA of Moneuplotes crassus, 2266 nucleotides long. The record is from the annotation of a GenBank genome assembly. Lineage: Eukaryota; Ciliophora; Spirotrichea; Euplotida; Euplotidae.
AAGGGAUGCUCAGCCCUCCUUCAGAUAAGAAGAAGCUUAAUUUACGUGCUUCUUUUAUGACAAACUCUCCUUUUCUUCUCAAUUCUAAUGGACCUAAGAUAAAACGAAUCAGUAGCCUCACCCGGAGAACCUUCUCUUCCAUUGCUAAUGUGAAAAGAAUGAAUGUAGUCGAUUUUGAUUAAAUAAGGAUAAUGAGGUAGGAGAUAGUUUACAGCAAAUACAAAUUAAACCAUUAAAAUCAAAGAAAUACAAAGGUUGGGAGUCCUCUUCAGAGGAAGAGGAUAAUAAAUAAGGAGGAUACAGCCCGUCUGCAGCCGGUUCCAGUUACAACAAUGGAGCAGUUCUAUCAGCAAAGAAAGAGCAAGCUUAAUCCUAUGAACAUUAUGUUUGAUCAGAAGCGUAAUAGCUCUAAUAAAGAGGCUCAUACAUUUUUGAAAGAGCGAGAGGAGCAAAAAGAAAACUUAAUGAAACUCCCAAAAAUGGACAGUAAGGAGAAGAUAGAAGGAGAUGAACUAUUCGAUUUUAAUAAAUAAAGAUGGGUGGAAUUUCAUUCUUAACAAUCUCAUAAUCCAAGGUGAAAAAGAAGAUAGUCCCAACCGAAAGAAGGUGGAGGAACUCGUUGAUGAACUUAACAGCGGAAAAGACAUCAACAGGAUGAUACUGACCGACAUGAAAAUCGGAGAUAUCUACAAGAAGAGACAGGAGGUGCAGAAGUUCCUGCAAAUAAACCCUAGAAGGGCUGCUCCUAAGAAAGUUAUCAAGAAUUCCCAAAGAAUUGAGUCUAUUAAGAAAGAUCUGUUUAGCAUCAAUAAGCGUUAUCUGAGUGAUUUCAAGAGUUAUAAGAUAAAAAAAUUUUAAUAUCCUGAAAUCACAAGAAGAAAAUAACUCUAAUGUUUUGAAAAUAAUUGACGACUCCAAAAGGAGUUAUAUAAAUAGCCCCUCUAAUGGCAUGACCAUGGCACAGUCAUCUAGAUCUGAUUCUAAGGAUAUGCAGAAGUUAGGUCAAGAGGAUGACAGACUUAGAGCGUCAUUCUUAAAAGAAAAACAAGAGAAAAUUAAAGAACAUAAAAUAAGAAGGCUUGAGACAAAGAUCAGGGAUGAAAUCAAUUUUGCCCUUAACCAAAGCGAUAAAAUUUUUGGAGAAAAGAAAUUCAGAAAAAUCAUAUCAAAACCUAAGAAAAUUGAUAAAUGAACCACUGUAGUUUCAGAAGAUAAUGAAAGUGAAUGGUCAAGUACUCAAUCUGAAAAUCCUUUAUUGAAUAAGCAACAUGAGAAGGAGAUUAGAGUAAAGGUUCCAAAACUGAAAAAGCCGCUUGAGAAGAUAAACCGGAAGCUUAAUUUCAUCUCACCUCCAACAAGAAGGAAUAUUGCUUUUUCACCGCUUCAAUGAAGGUCUAUUGAAUCUGUGUAUAAUGAUGACUCAGAGACAUUAAAGAAGGCUCUAAUCAGGAUGCUUCGUAAUAAAUGUGCAAAAUUCUCGUGUGCAGCAAGUUUUACCAGCCCCAUGGUUUCACAACAAAAGCUGACUAUAUGAAACAACUUGUUAAAAUACAUUAAACGAGGCUGUGAAGACCAUAAUUUGAUAAAAUAAAAUGAAGUUAUUCCCAGUUGAAUUUUCAGAACUUUCAGACCUGCUGGGCAGGUAUAUGAGAAGUCUAAAAAUUUCAAAGAUUAAUAAUACCAUCAAUGAGAAACUAGCUGUUGAGAGAAGAGUUACAAGGAUGAUGUCACGCUAUGAUAAUGAUUUCAGGCAGAGCAGCAUUAGGAAACCUAAGAAUAUCCAAUCUUUUCGAAGUCCAAUUCCAUCAAUUUCAAAGAAAAUCCAAAUGAAGAAAAUUUCGAAAAAGGGUCAGACUAAAAUGUUCAAAAGUAUUGUCACUCCUUAUCGGGAUGUUAAGAACAGCAUAUGUCUCAGUAAAGACAAAGUGCGGACGUACGAAUACUCUAAAUCCAUCACUUCUUGGCUAGAGAAGAAAAUGGAGGUAGCUAAGAAGCAGAAGCAUACUCCAAAAUUAAGAAUAAGCAGGGCUCAGAACCCUUUGAACCAGAGUAGCUGGAGGAACGACACAAAGCUGAAUAUCUCUAAAGAUACUCUCAAUCAAAACCAGAAGCUCUCAUCAUUUUCCCCUUUCUCAGCGGAAAACUUCGAGUUGAGCAUUGCUAUGAGGCAUACAAAAGAGGACCCGCUGUCUGAAGAAUCUGCAGGAGAAGUCAAGAUCAUGGUCAACGAUUCUUGCAGACUUAAUUUGUAAAUCCAUAACUAUUA